Puccinia triticina is the source of this 765-nucleotide messenger RNA. RefSeq lists its product as uncharacterized. The transcript is spliced from 2 exons. The record is from RefSeq and is a predicted model, not a curated record. Bases 1 to 765 code for a protein of 254 amino acids. Lineage: Eukaryota; Fungi; Basidiomycota; Pucciniomycetes; Pucciniales; Pucciniaceae.
AUGGUGUCCCGAUCUUUGCCCAGAGGUCCAUUUACAGUCCGAUUCCACCCACGCCCAACGCCAUCUGUAGGUACAGCAGGAGCCACUGGGGCCAUGCGACCUGCGUCAGCAAUCAUCAGCCCCGCCCGACUGGCAGCCGCGCCUUACGUAGCCAGGAGUCCAAUACAAAACCAUUCCCCAGCGAUCCAUCCCAAGUUGGAUGCCGAGGCCCGUCUUGCCGUGCUCGCCCUGAUCAACCCUGAUCUUGAGCCAGCCCCGAUCAUCCCUGAUGCUGAGCCCGCCCCAAUCAUCCCUGAUGCUGAGCCCGCCCCAAUCAUCCCUGAUUCUGAGCCUGCCCCAAUCAUCCCUGAUGCUGAGCCCGCCCCGAUCAUCCCUGAUCUUUGCAGCAAUGAUGCAGCCAGCCACACCGACAACAAUCACGCAGACCAAGAUUCUGGUUCUGGUGCACCCAAAACCAAGCUGACCACCACUUCCCGAGAGUCAGAUCAUGCUGACACCAUGACCCUUAUGCGACUCGCUGAGGAACUAGCGCUCCCCGCAGAUCAGAUGGAGCGGUUCCGGGAAGUAGCCCAGCUCCCUGAGCCCAAUCGCUUGAUGGGUGUCUUCAUGUACAUGGUAUGGAUCCAACACCGACUUGAAACUCUCCCGUCCGAUCAUCCGCUUGAUCCCACCCCAGCCCCUGUUGCUAAUCCCCCCCCUGAGCAAGCCAGGGGUUUUGUUUACCAUCGCGAAGCCCGAGUGAGCUCAGUCCUUAUUUGUUGCUAA